AUGGGCUGUUCAAAUGCUCGUUUAUUGGUACAAACAUCAUUAUCUGAACCAAAUGCUAUAACAAAUUUAAAUACGAAUAAUCCUCUCAAUCCAUUACCAACAACAGUAACAACAUCCAAUGAAACAUCACCAAUUGGUAUUGUUACUGAUACAAAUAAUAUAACAACACGAAUGCAUUUAACAGGAGUUGAUCUUGUUGUUGAAAGAAAUGGAUCCUAUACACUAUUACUAACACCAAAAACUCAUAAACAGUUAAUGCCCUAUGUAUUGCGAAAGAAACGAUUUCGGAUUCUCGUUGACAAAUCUCGCUCGCAAGAAACAUCUACUGUUAAUGUACCAUUAUCAUCUUAUUAUUUGACAAAUAAAGAACGAAUUAUGGAAAAUGAUAAAGAAUUAAAAUUAAAUGAAAAAAAAUCUAAAAAACAAAUAAACGAUAAUAUGGAAACAACAAUUGAAAAUGUUCAACAAGUUGCAACAAAUGAACUUGAUAAAGCUAAAGCACGUUUUAUUGGUGGUCGAAGUAUUGAUCGUGGUGAUCCUGAAAAUGAAAAUAUUCAAUCAGAUGAUGAAGGUAUGAUUGAAGAAAUUGUAACAACUGUUGAAGAAGAUAAAGAUCUUGAAUGUAAAGUUAAAAAGAAAAUUGAAACUAAAAAAACAAUUGCAGAAGAUCCUGAAACACAUAAUAAAAUAACAAAAGUUGUUAAAACUGAAGUUACUGAAAUAACACGUACAAUAACAAUUAAUGAUCAGCAUGAUCUUGAACGUGCUAAACGUGAAUUAGGUAUCGAUGAUGUUAGUAAAUUAUUAUCAUCAACACAAAUAAGAUAUAAUACCCCAACAUCGUCAUCAUGGAUUGAUCAACCACGUUUAAUACAUGUACAAGAAAAAUAUUAUGAACCAUCAAAUGAAAUAGUUACAUCAGGUGAUUUUCCAUCUGAUAGUCCAAUAAAACAACAUUCACCUACAAUUAAUCAUAAUGAACAAGAAUCUAAACAAGACCAAACAUUAGCUGAUGCAACAACUGUUGGACGUGGUCCUGUUACUGAAACAUUAUCGUCAUCUUCUUCUCAACCAAUAUCAUCACAACAACAACGACCAACAACAACAAAUGAUAAAUCAAAACAAAUUGAAGUAAAACAAAAGAAAAAGAAAUCAAGUCUUAAUUUAUGUUCAUGUGCACGUAAUACAACAAAUGAUCAUGAUGAAGAACAACGUAAACAAAAAGCAGCAACUAUAGUUGAACAAAAAUCUAAACAAAAAAAGAAAGCAUCAAGUACAACAACACAACCAAUACUUACAUCAACAAAUAUUGAAAAUGAAUCUCAAAAUCAAGGUCAAAAGUUAAUAUCCGAUGAUAUUAAAAAAUUAAUUAAAGAUAAAAAAUCUUUAUUAAUUAAUUAUAUACAUUUAAAAAUUUUUUUACCAUCAAAAUUAUUUACAACAAAUGAACAAGAUUUAAAAGGAAGAAAAAUUUCAUCACGUAUUCUUGAUUUAUUACAACAUGAUCGUUGUUCAUCAUGGAAUAAUUUAUUUGAACAAUUAAAAAAUGAAUAUUCAGAACAAUUAUCACCAAAUUUAUUUAUUCAACCAAUGGUUAAAACAUAUGAAGAUUUAUUUACAACAAAACAAUCAAAUUUAUUAAAUACAUUUUCAACAAUACAUAAUGAAAAAGAUAUUAAAAAUUCAUCAGAAAAUAGUGAUUAUAUAACAAUUGUACAAACACAUAUUAAUGAACGAGAUCAUCAACCAAAUAUUAGUGUUAUUACUAAACCAAUUGAAGAUACACUUCAACGUUUACAACAUCAUGGUCAAUCUGAUGAAAAAGUAAUUGACGACGAUCACGAAAAAAAACAACCAGCAUUAGUUCAUACGAAAGACGUUGAAAUGUCUGAUAAUAUAAAGAAAAAUUUACGUGUUUAUAAUGAAGAACAAUUAAUAAAAAUGCUUGCUGAUAUAUCACCACAUAAACCAAUAACAUUAGCUGAAGCAAUAGCAUAUGGAUAUAUUGAUUUAGAUGAUCCAAAAUUAGGUUUAUCAAAUGAUACAAUUCAACGUAUGAAAAAUUUAUUUCGUCCAUUAUUAUAUGAUGAUGAAUCAACAUUAAAUUUAAUACGUAUUAAACGUUCAGGUCAAUAUUUAACUGAUUUUAAUCUUAGUGAAACAAAUCCAUUUGAAAAAUUUCAUCUAUCACAACCAUUUAUAUAUCAAUUACAACAAUCAUUUGAACCAACACUUGACUUAAAUGAAAAACAAUUUCGUUCAUUAACUGAAGCUAUUUUAAAUAAUAAAGAUGAAUAUUCUAAUUUACAAUUCGAUAUUGGAAGAUCAUUAAUACCAGCUGAUGAUAUGAAAGAAUCAUCAACAAAUGAUUUUAGUCAAUCUGAUUCAGGUUAUUCAAUGACAACAGCAACAUAUGAAAGUUUAGCAAGUAAAAUUAAAAAUGAAUUUGAACCAAUAAAUGAACCAACAACGGAUCAAUUGAAUGAAUCGAAUAAAAGUAUAGGUCAAACUAAUAGUACAUAUUCAAAAGAGAUCGUAACAGAAACAGUUCAACAAACAAAAGAAAAUUUUGAUGAUAAAAAAAAUGAUUUAAUACAAAAAUCAUCAAAAUCAAAUGUAACAACACCUAUUUAUAUAAAAAAACGUAAAUCAACUGGUCGAUUUUCUUGUUUUGGAAAUAAAAAAGCAAAAGCAUCACUAGAACAACAGAAUCAACCAAUAAUAACAUCAUCAAUUACUCUAGAUAAUAAUCAACAAAUAAAUAUUCCUAUUCAAGAAAAACCUACAAUUGAUUAUACGAUUUUGCCUGAUGGUAAACGUAUUUAUAUUGAUGUUUUUCGUGAUCGACCUGGCCUUGAUAUGUCAUAUAAACCAAAAGAUUUCGAUACUCAAUUCGUUCUACCUGUUACAAAAUCACCAAUUGAUUAUGAAAAAUCAAUAAUACCUGAAAAUACAGAAUUACAAUCAACUACAAUUGAACAAAAACCAAUUGUACAUUUAGAACCACGUUCACCAAUAAUCGAACCAAUAAAUCUUCAAUCGGAAAUAAUCGAUGAAAAACCAAUUGUAAAUUUAGAUGCACAACAACCAAAAAUUGAAUCAAUUAAUGUUCAACCUGAAAUUGUUAAACAUAAAACAAUAACACAUUUAGAAGCACGAUCACCAACAAUUGAACCAAUUGAUGUUCAAUAUGAAAAAACAUCAAUUGUUGUUCCAUUAACAAGAAAAACUGAUGAAUCAACUAGUUCAAAACCAACUAUAAAUUUACAUGGUGCAGCUGUAGAUUUACCUGAAAUUGAAUUAGUUAAACCAGGACCAUUACCAACAUUACCUAUAACAAAAGAAAAACAUAAAAAACCAAAAGAAUUAGGUACAACUGACAAAACACCUAAAGUUAAAAAAUCAACUGGUGGUUUAUGUGCAUCAUGUUUUGGUACAAAAGCAGCUGAAAAUAAGAAAAAAGAAUUAACAUCUAAAACUCUUCAAGCACCAAUUGAACAAAAGAAAAUAAUUGGACAAGAAAAAAAAGAUAAUAUACCAUCAACAACAAUUAUUUCAUCAGCACCAACAAUUGAAUCAAUACCAGUACCAGUAUUACCAACAAAAACAACAACAACAACAACAACAGAUGAACAAGUUAUUUUACCUAGUGUCGAAAUCGAUAAAGUUGAAGAACAAACUACUGGGGAUCUUCCAAAAUUAGAAGAUCGUUUAGGUGCAACUAUUGAAAAAUUAAUAAUCACUGAAGAACCACAUUAUCAAUUACCAUCCAGCGAGCCUGUGCCGCUACCUGAAUAUUCAAUACCAGAACCAAAUACUUAUGAUACUCCUCGUUCAUUGGAAACACCAACUAUUGAAACACCAACUAUUGAAACUACUCAAACAAAUACAGAAGAAAAAAUUCUUACAAGUGAAAUAUCUCCUGAAAUUUUAACACUCGAAAUAAAAAAACCUGUUGAUGAAAUUAUGCCACCAAUAGAACAAAAAAUUGAAUCAACAAUAACAACAAAAUCAGAAACAAUGCCAAAUGUUGAAAUAAAUGAAUCAACUAAAAAAGGUUCAUAUACAUUACCAACAAAAAAAUCUAAAACUAAAAAAUCUAAACAACCAAAAGUUAAAACCGAAAAAAAGCCAAGUCUAUUUUCAACAUUAUUUCGUCAUAGUGAUCAUAAAUCUAAAGCACCAACACUUAAUUUACCAUCAGUUGAACAAGAUUUAACACGAACAAAAGAAACACAUACAAAUACUAAGGUUCCAUUACAUGCACCAAAUAUUGAUUUACCUAAACUUGAUAUAUCAUUACCAAAUUAUGAUCGACCUGAAGUUGAUAUGACAAGUGGACAAAUAAAACAAUCAUCAGAAUUUUCAAUACCAGCUGUUGAUUUACCACCAAUACCGAAUUUAAAUUUACCCGAUACUAAUAAAUCAACAAUUGAUACACCAAUUGAUCCAUUAAAAGUUCCAAAUAUACAAUUACCUGAACUUCAAUUAACAUCAAAUGAACAAGAAAAUGUUAAAUUACCUGAAAUACAUUUAAAAUCUGAAAAAGAAAAAUUACCCGACGUUUCAUCAACUAUUGGUAUUAAAGAUGAUAAUAAAAUAGAAAAUUUACCAACAAUUACAGAUGGUUUAGCAUUAGCAUCACCUGUUAAUGAUAUGUUAGCAAUUCAAACUGAUAAAAAAAAUUUUCCGAUUGAAACAGAUUCACCAAUCCCAGAUUUACCUAAAAUACCUUCGAAUGAAACUGAAAUUCUAAUUAAACCAGAAUUAUUAUCAACUGAACAAAAAUAUACAACUACAGAAACACAUUUUGUACAACCACCAGAAUUACCAACAAUAAUUAAUAAACAAACAACUGAAAAUUAUGAAAUUCCACCAAAACUUCCUGAUUUUACAUUUCAAAUGCCUUCAACAGAACCUAUUUCAACAUUAUCAAGAGAUAUAAGUAUAUCUCCACCAUCAUUUGAAAAUGAAUUACCAACAGAUACAUCAAGAAUAGUUCCAGCUGUUGAAAUUUCAACAUCACCAAUAAAAUCUACUAAAAAACAAAUUAUUGAACCAAAAGUUGAAAUUAAAAAAAAAUCAUCAACACCUGCACUUUGUUCAUGUUUUGGUAAUAAAUCUCAAACACAAAAAGAAAAAACAAAAACAAUUGCUGCACCUAAAGCUAAUUUACCGGAAGUUAAUAUACCUAGUCCAUCAUCAAAUGUAUCUUCAACAUUAAAAACUAAAGGUUCAUUACGUGCACCAAGUAAUGAUUUACCAGCAGUUGAUUUAACAUUACCUCAAACAGAAUCUGUUCGUUUACCAACAACUCAUACAACUGAAAAAAAACGACAAGCACCAACAAAACCAAUUGUUAAUGAAGAAAUUGUUUUAUCUCGACCAAUUGUUACAAGUUCAGAAGUUGUUCUACCUACUACAACAACACCAACAAUAGAUGAUGUUCAUUUACAACAAACUGAUACUAUUCGAUCAAUUGAAGUUAAAGCUGAUGAAGAUCUUUUAGUUAAACCAUUGACUUUAGAAAAACAAAUUGAUGGUCAAUCAUCUAUUACUGUACCAUCAGUUGUCAAUGAAAAACAAUUAGACGAACAAAUUAAUAUUCGAUCACCAACUGUUAUCGAAACACCAUUAAAAGAAGAAGUUAAAAUUGAAUCAAUUACUACAACAACUCCUAUUGAAAAGCAAUCAGUAGAAGAAAUCAAAGACAAACAAAUUGAAUCGAAAAAAGUUUCAUCAUUUGAAAUAAAAGCACCAGCAUUACAUAUACCCGAUCUUGAUUUAGCUGCUCCACCAAAAACUGAUGCUUAUAUAUCAUCAAUAAAACAAGAACAAACAACAACACAAUCUCGUUCAGACAGUGGCCUUGAAGCAAUAAUUUCAUCUCAUAUUCAUCCAUCAUCAACAUUUGGUACAAUUCAAACAAUUGAAGAUCUUAAUCAACAUCCAUCACUUAGUUCAGGUUUAGGUAGUGAAAUAAUUGAUAGUGUAACAACAAAAGAUAAAACAUUACCUGAUAUUCAACAACAAAAUUUAACAACAGAAUCAAAAAUUGAUAAUAGUUUAUUAAAACAUGAUUUUACUCGUAAAAUAACAAUGAAUGAUGAUUUACGUGCUAAAUUAAUAUUUCGACAAAAUGAAUUAAAAAAAUGUUUAGAAACUGAAAUAUCAAAAUCAAUUGAUGAUUUCGAUACAAAAAAAGAUCAAAAAUCAUUAAAUAAAAUUCUUACACAUGCUAUUGAUUUAAUUAAAGAUAAGAAAGUAACAACAUAUCCUGAAUUAAAACAAAAAUUAAUUGUUGAACAUAAAAAUGAUGCUUUUAUUGUUGAUCCUGUUGUACGUUCACUUUAUUUUACUAUUGAAAAUCAAGGGUUAGAUAAUCUUGAUAAACCAGAAUUUCCAUUGGCUAUUCGUGAUAUGGUUCGUCUUCCGGCUAAACAAACAUAUGAGACAGUAACACACAUUAACAAAGAUGUAAAAAAAGAACCAACUCAUACAUCUCAAGAGCAACCAACAAAUCGUUCGUGUUUAACAUGUGGUCGUUCAAAAUCUAAGCAAAAAACUUCAUCAACAAUACCAAAACCAACAACAACAAUAACACAUACUGGUUUACUCGAUGAACGUCGUCGUGGACAAUUAAAUACACAUCGUAAUGAACUAGGUGAUAUUUUACGUGCUCAUAUUCAAUCAAGUCAACCAUCAAUAAGACAAUUUCCUGAACAUCCAAAAGAAAUUGAUAAAAUAGUUCGUAAAAGUUUAAUACUUCUAAAUCAACCAAAAAUUCUAUCAUAUGAACAAAUUCGUAAUGAUUUAAAAACUGAAUAUAAACAAACAUUUUAUCUUGUUGAUCCGAUAGUUGAUAUCACACGUGAUACAUUGGAUCAUUGUGAUAUAACACAAAUGAAAGAAAAAAUAAAUCUUGAUAUAUUAGAUUCAAAUAUAACACAAACAGCUAAUUUAUAUAAUCAAAUAUAUAAUCAAUCAAAUUUAUUAAGUACAGCAGAAUAUAAUUUAUUAAAAUCUAAUCAAUUACAAUGGUUAAAUCAAUAUUUAAUUGAUAAUGAAUUAAAAAUGAAAAAAUUAACACGAAAACAAACAAAAGAAUUACAUAAAAUAUUAAAUCGUACAUUAGAUUUACUUUCAUUAAAUUUAAUAUAUACAUGGGAUGAAUUAAAUGCACAAUUACGACGUGAAUUUCCUAAAGCACAUGAUUUAUGUGAUCGUUCAAUUGAAUUAAUAAAACAAGCACAAAAAGAUGGUUUAUUAUUAUUACAACAAUCACCAAAUACAAAUCAACAAGAUUUAACAUCAAUUAAUGUUAUAAGUGCUAAUGGAAAACGACGUGCAUCAUCAUUAUUAACUGAACGUGCAAAACAAAAUAUUCAAACAAAUCGUAAAAAAAUUAUUUCAUCAAUAACAAAUUUAUUAUAUGAUUAUAAUAAACCAUUAUAUAAUGAAAAUCAAAUUGAAACAUAUGUUAAUAAAACAUUUCAUUAUUUAGAAGAAAAAAAAAUUGGAGAAUUUAAAACUUAUAAUGAUUUAAAAGAUAGAUUAAAAAAAGAUUUUAAACAUAAUCAUGAAAAAUUAAUUGAACAAAUUGUCGAUAUUAUUGAACAAGCACAUGCUACCAAUCAAUUUGAUGAUAUUGAUAAACCAGAAGUACAAACUUUAAUGAAAGAUCGAUUAGAUGGAAAACCUUUAGUUAUUAAAGAAAUGUAUGUUUCAUUACCACCACGUACAGGUACUUAUGGAACAUCAAAAUAUACAAAUGAUGAAUCUUCACGAUAUUUAUCAACAUCAAUUAAUGGUGAUCAAACAAUGAAUAGUAGUACAUCAUCACAUCGUGUUGCUCGUGGUCUUAGUUGGCGUGAAGCAAAUGAACGAGCUAGAAUUUUAUUUUAUCGUGGUAAACAUCCAGCUAUACAUUAUGAUGAACAAGCAGCUGGUUUUGAUGUACGAAUGUUACUUGAAACAACAUCAGGUGGUACACAAGAAAUACCUGUUACAGACAGUGAUGUUCAUGAAUUAUUGAAUUCAUGUGGUGUUCAAUGGGAUGGUGUUAAUAUAAUAUCAUUAGUUGAUCAUAGUGAAGAUGUUGUACGUGCUGCUGAACAAGCUGCAUUAAAAGUAAUACGUGAAAAAGGUCUUGUCGAUUUACGAACACCACCACCAACAAGAAAUACAGAUGAUAAUGAUGAACCCUUAUCAUCAUAA
Messenger RNA from Rotaria sordida, 8217 nucleotides. Lineage: Eukaryota; Metazoa; Rotifera; Eurotatoria; Philodinida; Philodinidae. The record is from the annotation of a GenBank genome assembly.